UGUAUAUACACAUACCAUAGCAUCUCAUUCCUUCCUUCAUACAGCACUUGAACUUCUCUCCCUUGAAAUCAAACCCUACCUUAAUUAGCUACCUACCCAGUAUCGAUCAAUGGCCUUGUCACUUGUCAAAAACCUCAUCAUUGACGAAAAAACGCUCACUACCGAUUUGGAAUCCAUGGUAACUCAGUUGGAAGACCACAUCUUAACGAAGCUGGUGCGAGCCAACAAGGCCCUUGAUAAAAGACUACCUUUGAGAGUCCAUAGAAAAUUGAUAGUCAUUGCUUUACGAAUCUUCAAAAUCGUGCUCCGUACCUACACAACCAUGUUUAUACAUGCACCAAUUCUCCUUCUCAAACUUGCUGUCAAGUUUUAUUUUGCUGAGUCUUGGAUUUCAAAAUUAAAACCCAAGAAAAGCAACGUCGGCUCUCAUGUGUUUCAGCUCGAACAUUACAUGGAAUGCAAGAAAGAAAACGUGAACAAGGCGCUGGUUGAACUAUUACCAGAGAAUGGAAUCUCUCAAAAAAUUUGCAAUGCUAUGAAGUACUCUCUUCUUGCUGGUGGAAAGCGCAUACGCCCAAUACUUUGUAUUGCAGCGUGUGAAUUUGUAGGUGGAGAUGAAUCAUCCGCGAUGCCAAUGGCAUGUGCAAUGGAGAUUAUUCACACCGCGUCGUUGAUUGUUGAUGAUCUUCCUUGUAUGGAUAACGAUGAUCUUAGGAGAGGGAAUCCCUCGAGCCACAAACAGUACGGUGAAGACAUUGCGAUUCUUGCUAGUGCUGCACUGUCCUGCCUUGCCUUUGAGCACAUAGUGUCAAAGAAAGUAAAUGUUUCCCACGACCGCAUGGUUGACGCCAUUACAGAGCUUGCUUCAGCGAUUGGCUUGGACGGGCUCGUGUCAGGUCAGUAUUUGGAUAUUGAGUUUCAAGGAAAGAAAGUGACUUUGGAACAGUUGGAAAAUAUUCAUGCGCUUAAAACUGGGAGGCUUUUAGAGGCCUCAGUUGUUUGCGGAGCAAUAAUUGGAGGGGCCACUGCGAGCGAGAUAGAUAAACUUCGAAAAUAUGCACAGAAUAUUGGAUUGUUGUUUCAGGUGGUCGAUGAUAUUUUGGAUGAGACUCAGCCCACCACAAAGUUGGGGAAGACUGCUGGCAAGGAUUCGGCGAGCCAAAAGGCCACGUUCAUGAGGCUUAUGCACAUCGACGAGGCCAAGGAUUAUGCCAAGGAGUUGGUUGAUCAAGCCGUUCAUGAGCUUGCCCAUUUUGAUGCUGCGAGGGCUGCUCCGCUGUACAAUUUAGCCCAUUUCAUUCUUAACCGUUGCGUUGUUGGAUUACUGGAACCGAUAUGCAUCGAUAACGCCUGGUCUUCGAUCAAAUCAGCAAUCUGAGAGAAGAUGCAAUAACCGGAAGUUCUCUCUCCCAGUGUCAUGGUAUUUGGCUUAUCGAUCGGCAAACACCCUUGGACGACAUUUGGGCAAAGAGUGGAGGAGCAUAUAUUACUUCUUUUGCUUUGUUUUGUUGUUGGUUUCAUUUGGUUUCACCGAAGGUGUUUGUUGGCAUAUAUGUUAUCAUCUACUCUUCAUUAAUGCAAUCAUGUUUUAAUGUUAAAACAAAAAUAAUGAGAAUACUCGCCAAC
Molecule: messenger RNA, 1626 nt
Organism: Tripterygium wilfordii
Lineage: Eukaryota; Viridiplantae; Streptophyta; Magnoliopsida; Celastrales; Celastraceae
Product: geranylgeranyl pyrophosphate synthase, chloroplastic-like
Exons: 2
Coding region: 110-1378 (422 amino acids)
Biological process (GO): isoprenoid biosynthetic process
Molecular function (GO): prenyltransferase activity
Source: RefSeq, a predicted model, not a curated record